Molecule: messenger RNA, 1014 nt
Organism: Oppiella nova
Lineage: Eukaryota; Metazoa; Arthropoda; Arachnida; Sarcoptiformes; Oppiidae
Source: the annotation of a GenBank genome assembly
AUGGACUGCAAGACGUUAAGAAGCGAUGAGAUCGAGGCGUUGUCUGCCAUUUAUGGGGACGAAUGGGUUGUGGAGGACGAGAGCAGCCAUGUCUUCAGUAUUACUCUGAAGUACGACAACAACUGCAACGACAGCCCAUCGCAGACCAGAUCCCACUCUCACACGGAUUGGCAGCGAAUGAUUCGUCUGGAGUUCCGUCUGCCCGACGAAUACCCCUUAAGUCAGCCGCCAUUGUAUACACUGUCGGCCCCCUGGAUGUCACGCAAGGAUAAGACACGACUGAUGGCUGAGUUGGAGGAGAUCUACUGUUCCAAUGAAUCCCAAUCCAUACUAUACUUGUGGAUAGAGAAGGCCAGAGAGUUCUUGAACAGCGAACACGAGUCCAUCGAUGGUAAUGAUAACCCAUCACAUGAUCACAACAACUGCCAAACCAGUCAUUACGACAACGAUAGCAAAGGACCCGAAGAGACCACUGACGACCACAUCGACCACAACUCAUGCGACCCGUCAUCGGAUAGUCACUCAUCGCACUGUCAGACCAUAUCAUCUCUCCAUUCCUCGGGUGGGGCAGUAGUGCCGGCCCUAUAUCACGGCGAACCCCUCACAGACAGGAGGAGUACAUUUCAGGCACACUUAUCGCCCGUUCAUUCGGUGGCCGAAGCACUGGAGGCCCUGUCGGUCCUCAAGACCAACAAGAAGAUAGAGAGCGCCACCCAUAACAUCAGUGCCUACAGAAUCUCCGGCGGACCACACAAUACAUGUCUUCAGGACUGUGAUGACGACGGCGAGAGUCACGCGGGCUCUCGACUCCUCCAUUUGCUGCAGAUUCUUGAGGUGAGGGAUGUGUUGGUAGUGGUCUCGCGUUGGUUUGGAGGCAUACAGUUAGGUCCCGACCGCUUCAAACACAUCAAUAAUGUGUCACGAGAUCUGCUCCUGAAGUGCGGGUAUAUUGAAGAGUCUUCUGAUGGCAACCAUUCGCACCAAAGCAUGAAAAACAAAAAGAAAGCCAAAUAA